Cyprinodon variegatus (sheepshead minnow) is the source of this 2219-nucleotide messenger RNA. RefSeq names its product DEAH-box helicase 32 (putative) (gene dhx32). The transcript has 11 exons. Gene Ontology annotation, cellular component: spliceosomal complex; intracellular anatomical structure. NCBI's taxonomy places the organism in Eukaryota, Metazoa, Chordata, Actinopteri, Cyprinodontiformes, Cyprinodontidae. Gene Ontology annotation, molecular function: RNA binding. Bases 1 to 2190 code for a protein of 729 amino acids. The record is from RefSeq and is a predicted model, not a curated record.
AUGUCAAUUGAAAGUUACUCGCCAGAGGCAGAAAUAUUCACUGACAGUGGAGGAGAAGAUCCAGCUUCUGAUUUUGGAGAUGAUUUGGAGUUGAAUCAUUUUGAUGGGCUAACCUUUUCCUCUCGUUACUACAAGUUACUGGAAGAGAGGAAGAGUCUUUCAGUGUGGAGGAUCAGGAAUCAGUUUGAAGAUGCUCUGCAAAACAACCAGUUGGUGAUUGUAUCUGGAGUUGCACAAACUGGCAGGAGUACAGAGAUUCCUCAGUGGUGUGCAGAGUUCUGCUUGUCUGCCCAGUUUCAGCAUGGCAUGGUUGUGUGCACACAGACCAACAAACAGCAGGCUGUGGAUCUUGUCCUGCGUGUGGCCGAUGAAAUGGACGUGAACAUCGGCCAUGAAGUGGGCUACACUAUUCCUCUAGAGACCUGCUGCUCCUCUGACACUGUCUUAAGGUACUGCACUGAUGACAUGUUGCUGAGAGAGAUGAUGUCAGACCCUCUUCUGGAGCAAUAUGGAGUCAUUAUUAUAGACCAGGCCCAUGAGAGGACAGCAAGCACAGACAUCCUCCUGGGUUUCCUAAAGAACAUCCUGCUGCAGAGACCAGAGCUCAGGGUUGUUGUCCUCACCAUGUCCCAUGUGGUGGAGAAGCUCCUGGGACACUAUGGAAGCGUCCCUCUUCUCAACCUUGAGGCGUGUGGUUCUCCAGAGGUGGUCUACUACAACAUCAGCAGCAAAGAUUACUUUUCCUCUGCAAUAGCAUUGAUUCAGGAGAUCCACCGUACAAAGGAGAGCGGAGAUGUUGCUGUGUUUUUUACAUCAGAGGAGGAAGUCCACCACGCUUGGAGCAUCAUACAGAGUGAGGGCCCCAGGUCGGUAGAGGAACUGGACCAAAUCAGGCCAGUCAUCCUGUGCCAAAGCCAGCAAGGGCUGCGCCCUUUACUGACCCAGCAAGUGGGCGGCAUGAACUCCAGGAGGGUUUUUCUUUUGACCCAACAACAGGAGGAUUUGUGCUGGACAGAGCAAUCGGUCAACUUUGUUAUCGACACAGGUGUUCAGACAAAAAUGGUUUACAAUCCAAGAGUACGAGCUUACUCUGCGGUGCAUGAGCCCAUCAGUCGGUGUCAAGCAGAUAUACGCAGACACCUCUGUGGACCAACAGGUAAAUGUUUCCGUCUGUAUCCUGAGGCGGGCCUACCCCAGGCUGAGACCUAUCCGCAGAUUUUGGACUGCAACAUUACACCUCUGGUUCUCUUCCUAAAGAGGAUGGAGAUAGCAGGUCUUGGACCGUGUCACUUCAUCGAUAGACCAGAUCCAGAAGGACUCAUGCAGGCCUUUGAGGAGCUGGACUACCUGGCAGCUUUAGAUGAUGAUGGGAACUUGUCUGAAAUUGGUAUUAUCCUGUCUGAAAUCCCCCUGGAUCCUCAGAUGGCCAAAGCCCUGUUAGCGUCCUGCGAGUUUGACUGUGUGAGUGAGAUGCUAACCAUCAUAGCCAUGCUGUCAGCACCAAGCUGCUUCCUGCAGCCAGCCAGUCAGAGUCACAGAAAGUUCCAACAUCCUGAGGGCGAUCACUUCACACUUAUAAAUAUCUAUAACGCCUUUAAAGAAAAACAAAGGAACCAGUACUUAAAUGUUAAAACCUGGUGCCAGGAUUACUUUCUGGAUUAUUCUGCUCUGAUGAUCGCUGACACCAUUAGGUUAGAGCUGACCGGCACCCUGAACAGAAUCGAGCUUCCCAUAUCUGAACCAUCCUUUGGAACCAAAACAAACACUGACAACAUAAAAAGAGCUCUGCUGGCUGGAUUCUUCAUGCAGGUUGCUCGAGACAUGGACGGAUCAGGGAAUUAUCUCAUUCUGACACACAAGCAUGUGGCCCAGCUGCACCCGUUUUCCAGCUACGGAGCCCAGUCACACAAACUGGGAGUGCCUCAGUGGGUUCUCUUUAAUGAAUAUGCCCCAUCUGAACACAACAGCAUCAAAACAGUCUCUGAAAUCUCCCCUCAAAAGUUCCUUGAAAUGGCACCACUAUACUUCUUCUACAAUCUGCCCCCUAGUGAAAGCAAAGACGUACUGCAGGAAAUGCUGAACGCUGAGGAUUCCAGACAUUGCUCAAAGAAACAAACCACGAACGGAAGCAUUGAUGCUGACAGAAGCUGUGCAUAUGAGACACAGACUGAUAAAUGUGUGAUUCAGUGAGCAAAAGUUAAAAACAUAACAAAACAAAA